AUGGCAUCAACAGAGAUACCUAUAUUUACAACACCUCAAGAAGAGAUUCAAUAUUGGAAAAAGAGAGUAGAAGAUAAACAACAAGAGAUGGACGAUUUAGAGACGACAUUUACUGAAUUUCAAGAUUUUUCAAAACAAUUAGAAGAAGAAAUGGAAGAUGAAUUAAGAAUCUGUGAAAAAAAAUGUGCAGAUUUAGCUUCACAAUAUGCGCGAUUAAAAAAUGAUCAUGAAACAAUUGUAGAUAAAUUAAAUACGACAAAUAAAGAAUCAUCAAAAUUAAUAAAUAGUUUACAGGAUGAAGUAACAAAAUUACAAACAACGAAACAAUCAUUAUUAGAGGAUAAAAGAAGAUUAGAACAAGAUAAUGAUUCAUUAGAAAGAAGAGAAAGAAACUCUUCAGCAUCAGUUAUAGAUCUUUCCGAUAAAUUAGAUAGAGUAAUGGAAGAAAACGUUUGGAUGCAAAGUGAAUUAGAAGAAUCAAAACAAGUUGCAGAUGAAACAAUUCAAAGAUUAAGAGAUGAUAUUAGAGAUUUAAGACAUGAAUUAUCAGUUAGAGAAAGAAAACCAAGUUCAGCAUCAAAUAGUAUUAAUGGUAAAUCGAAUGGCGAAAAGAGUAUAAAUAUAAAACGUGAAAAUCCAACAGCAUAUAAUAUACCAAGAGCACAAAAAUCACAAAGACAAAGAACAGAGGAUACAGCAUCAUCAUCAAGGGCAAGUUCAUUGGUGGUUGUAAAUGAUCUAAUUAAUUUAGUUACAGAUUUAGAGACAAGAAUUUCAAAUUUUAAAAUAAAAUCAAAUGGUGGUAAUGUUUCAUCAAAUGGACAAGAUAUAGGUACACCGACUUCACCAGUUUUAAAACAUCAAAAUUCUUUUACAAAUUUAAGUGAUUUUAAAACUUCUUCACCUCCAUUAGAUAUUAUUAGUAGUUGUGGAAGUAACAAUAAUAAUAAUAAUAACAACAACAACAACAGUAAUUCAACACCCACAGGUUCAUUGCUAACUCAUUUCGAAAAUACAAAAAAUAAUAGUUUUGAUAUUAAUAGUACAAAUAUCCCAAGUAAUAAUAAUAGUCCUUUUAAACCAAAUUUUAAUAGUAGUAGUAGUAACAAUACAAAUGAUUUAAAUAAUAUUAAUAAUAAUAAUAAUAAUAAUAAUAAUAAUAAUAAUAAUAAUAAGAAUGAAAAUGUACAAACUUAA
This is a messenger RNA of Dictyostelium discoideum AX4, 1197 nucleotides long. It is a transcript of the gene nudE, whose product is annotated as Lis-interacting protein. Lineage: Eukaryota; Evosea; Eumycetozoa; Dictyosteliales; Dictyosteliaceae. The transcript has 3 exons. The record is from RefSeq and is a predicted model, not a curated record. Gene Ontology annotation, molecular function: microtubule binding. Bases 1 to 1197 code for a protein of 398 amino acids.